UCAAAACUACCAUUUUCAUCAAAUAGCCCCCAUGAAAAGUGUGAUAACUUUAACAUAUAGUGUAGCGAUAACACUAUAACUUUAUCAAAUAAUCUGUCUUGCUGGGAUCAUUCUUGAAAAUUUAGAAAAGGCUGCAUUGCAACAAUGCACGAACUUUGCGUUGGUCUUGAUAACACAUUCAUUAAUGCAAAUUUUCACAAAUCAAUUCAACGAUAUUAGGUGUUUAGCAAUGACUACAGGUCACUCGUACGCUGUAUACGAAGCUGGAGCAAGUUAUUGAUAAACUUCAUAAAAGAUUUCAAUAAAAUGGCGAGUCAUGUUGAUGAGCAAUUGAAGUUGACUCGCAAUGAAAUGGCGAAUCAUUUUGAAGAGCUAGUGAAGUUGAUUCGUAAUGAAAUGGCAAAUCAUGUUGAUGAGCAAAUAAAGAUGAUUCGUGAGGAAAUGGCAAAUCAUGUUGAAGAGGAAAUGAAGUUGAAUUUUGAUAAAAUGACGGAUCUUAUGAAAGAGCAAGUGAAGUUGGCUGUUAAUAAAAUGGAGAGUCAUGUUCAAACGCAAGUAAAGUUGUCUCGUAAUGAAAUGGCGAGUGAUGUUGAUGAAAAAGUGAAGUUGACUCGUGAUGAAAUGGCGAAUCAUGUUGAAGAGCAAGUAAAGUUGUCCCGUAAUGAAAUGGCGAGUCAUGUGGAAGAAAAAGUGAAGUUGACUCGUAAUGCAAUGACGAAUCAUGUUGAAGAGCAAGUAAAGUCAACUCGCAAUAAAAUGGCGAAUCACGUUGAAGAGCAAGGGAAGUUGAAUCUUAAUGAAAUGGCGAGUCAAGUUGAAGAGAAACUGAAGUUGACUCGUACUGAAAUGGAAAAACAUGUUACAGAGCAAGCGAAGUUGAAUCGUAAUGAAAUGGUGAAUCAUAUUGAAGGAAAAGUGAAGUUGACUCGUAGUGAAGUGGCAAGUUGUGUUGAAAAGCAAGCAGAGUCGGCUCGUAAUGAAAUGGUGAAUCUUGUUGAAGAGCAAGUGAAGUUGACUCGUACUGAAACGGCGACUCAUGUUGAAGAAAAAGUGAAGUUGGCUCGCAAUGAAAUGGUGACUCAUAUUGAAGAGCAAGUGAAGCUGACUCGUAAUGAAAUGAUCAAUCACGUAGAAGAGCAAGGGAAACUGGCUCGUUUUGAAAUGGCGAAUCAUGUUGAAGAGCAAGUGAGAUUGUCUCGCAAUAAAAUGGCGAAUGUUGUUAAUGAGCAAGUGAAGUUGGCUCGUAAUGAAAUGGCGACUCAUGUUGAAGAGCAAGUGAGAUUAAGUCGUAAUGAAAUGGCGUUUCUUGCAUCAGAAGCAACAGAAAGAUGCAAUUUUCUCGCAGGAAAAAUUAAAAUUUUUGUUUUGGGAGGUUUUAAUGAGAAUACUCGGUUUAAUACUGUGGAGUCUUACAACUGGCGUUUAAAUUGUUGGCAACAGGAACCAGAAAUGAAAGAAAAACGAGCUGCAGCAGCUGCAUUUGUUCACAGAGAAGAAAUAUUUGUCAGUGGUGGUUCCAACGGAAACCAAUACUUUGGAAACAUCGAGAGUUUAAAUGUAGAUGGAAUAUCACAAUGGAAAAUGUCUCAUUUGGUGAUGCCAAUUCAAUGUUUAGGACACAGUAUAGUACAAUACAACGAUUAUAUUAUUAUGACUGGUGGACGUACCAGUCACAAUCCUUUUCAACUCUCUGAUAGGAUCUACAGUCUUCAACUGUUUCCUCCACACGAGACAAAAUUAUUGAAGCACAUGCCAGAGCCGAUUUAUCACCAUGGUUCCCUUAUCAUUGACGACGAGGUUUUUGUUUUUGGUGGGAGAACAUCAUUUUACGUUGGACAUACAAAAAACUCUGUUUUUUCAUUUAAUAUGAAUGAUAGAAAAUGUAAAACCUUGGCUCCACUUCCAUAUCCUGUGAACGACAUGGCUAUAGUCAGUUAUAAAGGUAAUGCCAUCUUGAUUGGAGGUCAAAAUGAUGAAGGUGAAAUAUUGGAUAAAGUUUUGAUGUAUGAUGUGAAAACAGGAAAAACUAAAAUGCUUCCUUCACUUAAUCAUAAAAGGCUUGCGUGUUCCGCAGUUAUCAUUGGAAAUAUUAUUGUUGUGCUUGGUGGUGGUAGUGAUAGGUCAGCUCUUGAUUCUGUUGAAUGUCUUGAUAUGAGUACAAACAUCUGGAGAGAACUACCUCCUAUGAUGACUAAACGAAGCUCUCCUGUUGCAGUUGUUUCACCAAUAUACUAAUAUUCUGUCACUAAAACAUUACCUAACUUGUGUUGAAAUUCGGGUUGUAAUAGAAUUCGCAGAUAAAUAAAGUACAAAAUAUAAUAUUGCGUAAUAUAUAUAUUCUACACUAAAAGAUUUUAGGCUGCUAAUAUACUUUAUUGCCAACCGUUAAGGAUUCCGCUCCUCAGCUGGUUCACUAACGCUCUUUGUUUUUAACCUUUUAUGUAUUUUAAAAACUACAAGUACAAUAAAUCACGGAAGUAUUUCUUCGCUCUCUAA
Xenia sp. Carnegie-2017 is the source of this 2496-nucleotide messenger RNA. RefSeq lists its product as uncharacterized. Gene Ontology annotation, molecular function: protein binding. The coding region runs from base 307 to 2235 and encodes 642 amino acids. NCBI's taxonomy places the organism in Eukaryota, Metazoa, Cnidaria, Anthozoa, Malacalcyonacea, Xeniidae. The record is from RefSeq and is a predicted model, not a curated record. The transcript has 2 exons.